This is a messenger RNA of Zasmidium cellare ATCC 36951, 150 nucleotides long. RefSeq lists its product as uncharacterized. The record is from RefSeq and is a predicted model, not a curated record. Lineage: Eukaryota; Fungi; Ascomycota; Dothideomycetes; Mycosphaerellales; Mycosphaerellaceae. The transcript is spliced from 2 exons. Bases 1 to 150 code for a protein of 49 amino acids.
AUGACAUCCGGCAUGGCUGACUCGGAUGCAGACGAGCUGAAGGAGCGCAUCCAGAACUUGCCGCAGGAGCUCCAAGACCACAUAUUCGAAUACACCAUUGCCAUCGAGCCUGGUGUCAUCACCAUCGACAAGAACUACAAGCCGUCGUGA